Messenger RNA from Saccostrea cuccullata (small rock oyster), 718 nucleotides. RefSeq lists its product as uncharacterized. The record is from RefSeq and is a predicted model, not a curated record. NCBI's taxonomy places the organism in Eukaryota, Metazoa, Mollusca, Bivalvia, Ostreida, Ostreidae. The transcript has 3 exons. Bases 29 to 472 code for a protein of 147 amino acids.
UAGUACUAUAGUUACUAUAACUGAAAUAAUGGAAGCUAGCCGUGUCCUUGUUCCUGGUUUUCUUAUAUUUAUUCUUCCAGUAUGUCUGUCUGUGCCGUUGUGGGACCGUGCUUCUCUUGUCUGUGCUGCUAUUUCUGGAAAACAUGUACUAGAGGAGGACUCCAAUCGAUAUUUUCUGGUCCCUCCGACUUGUGAUCAAGGAGAAGUAGCCUGGAGAAUGACCCAAUCUUACGUCGCCCUCCGGUUUUGGAGACCUAAGCCAUUCACAGUGUGUUUCAGCAGUAACACGCCUGUCAAUUACGAGAAAUAUCACGUUUUCAAUGCUUCUUUUGGAAAUAUGUACGCCGGAAGUCCCAAUAUGUACAAAAAGACCUGUAUUAAUUCCAUUGGAAAUAGGUUGGACAUAAUAGUGCAGGCCAAAAAAUCCUUUUACGUCAUGAGAGCUAAGUUUACUGUCCACUGCAAUUCCUGAGCUGCCGUGUCGAUGGACACUGAAUGAACCAGACGACCUGAAGCAGUCUGGAAACAACGCUCCCGGUGACCCAUCCUGUCACAUGACCGGAAGUCAAUUAGCUAUACCACAAUGACGCGCCAAAGCAUGUCUCAGUUAGUCUCCAAUCUGAUGUCUCAAUCUACAAAGCGGUCUUUAGUGCAAGUGCUUUCCUGAAGAAUUAGCAGAAUAUUUUAUUGUGAUAGGACCUAUUUUCGCCUUAUGUUU